Messenger RNA from Lottia gigantea (owl limpet), 576 nucleotides. RefSeq lists its product as hypothetical. Gene Ontology annotation, molecular function: SNAP receptor activity; SNARE binding. Gene Ontology annotation, cellular component: synaptic vesicle; presynaptic active zone membrane; SNARE complex. Gene Ontology annotation, biological process: synaptic vesicle fusion to presynaptic active zone membrane; exocytosis; intracellular protein transport. The transcript is spliced from 7 exons. The record is from RefSeq and is a predicted model, not a curated record. Lineage: Eukaryota; Metazoa; Mollusca; Gastropoda; Lottiidae. The coding region runs from base 1 to 576 and encodes 191 amino acids.
AUGUUUCCAAGUUUGAUAAGAAUUUGGAGUUCUAAGGCCCAGAGUGAUGAUGAUGAUGAACAUGAAGUGGCUGUCAAUGUGGACAGUGGAGGAUUCAUGGAUGAAUUCUUUGAACAGGUGGAAGAGAUCCGUGAGAUGAUAGAUAGAAUAGCGUAUAAUGUAGAUGAGGUUAAAAAGAAACAUAGUGCUAUCCUUUCAGCUCCUAAUACAGAUGAUAAAAUGAAAGAAGAGCUGGAUGAUUUAAUGUCAGAAAUCAAAAAGAGUGCAAAUAAAGUGAGGGCAAAAUUAAAAGUAAUUGAACAAAAUAUUGAACAAGAAGAACAUUCGAACAAAUCAUCGGCAGACCUUAGAAUAAGAAAAACACAGUAUUCGACUAUCUCUCGUAAAUUUGUUGAAGUUAUGACAGGGUAUAAUGCAGCACAGCUUGAUUAUCGAGAACGAUGUAAAGCUCGAAUUCAACGCCAAAUGGAAAUAACUGGUAAAACUACAACAAAUGAAGAAUUAGAGGAUAUGUUAGAAUCUGGUAAUCCUGCAAUUUUUACACAAGGGGCAAGUACAACUUUUAUUGGGUCAUAA